Messenger RNA from Chenopodium quinoa (quinoa), 1946 nucleotides. RefSeq lists its product as uncharacterized. Gene Ontology annotation, molecular function: chromatin binding. The record is from RefSeq and is a predicted model, not a curated record. NCBI's taxonomy places the organism in Eukaryota, Viridiplantae, Streptophyta, Magnoliopsida, Caryophyllales, Amaranthaceae. The coding region runs from base 195 to 1562 and encodes 455 amino acids. The transcript is spliced from 6 exons.
GUAAAUAAAACACAAUUUAAUCCCGUAAAAAACAAAAAACAAAAAAGGAACACUACAUUGUGGACACGUACGAAAUCCAGUCAAAAAACCCAUUCAUCUUCCAUUCUACCGCAGUCAACAGUAGCACUCCUACAGUCCCAUUUCCACAGUCUCACAGUCUCACUUACUCUCUUCUCAACUGUACAACAACCAAAAUGGGUAUAAAAAAACGCAAAACACCCAAACAACCCACCACCACUGCCGCCGGCGAAACACCGCCAAUAGGCCCCGGUGUCGAAUUCCGCAACCCCGAAGACGAUGCCUGGUACAACAUUCGACUCCUUCUUCAAAACCAAACUUUACUCGUCAAAUUCAUCGAAUUUCCAGACGACCACGACUUGGAAUUCCACACCACUGAAAUCUCCUCUUCCGCCGAAAUUUCCGAAUUCCGGCGACGAUUCCGACCGUUGACUUUGCAGUUAGAACCGUCGGAUUGUGUAACGCUCAAAGUAGGUAUGAGGGUUUGUGCUUUGAUGAAUUCCGUUAUUUGCCGUGAUGAUCGCCGUUUUUAUGACGCCAUUGUUGAAGCGGUGAAGCGUGAGGAGCAUACUAUUGUGGAUGAAACAGAGAAUUGCUCAUGCACUGUUAUUCUUUCAUGGCUGCAUGGUCCAAAAGCUGGGACACUGACAACAGCAAGAGUUGAAGAUCUUUGCCCAAUCCAGCCUCCUUGGCUUGAUCCACGGGUUGCUUGCUUUUUGGAGCUAGCCAAGUGGAAGCAAGGAAUAGCUUCACCUUGUUCUAAGUUGAUCAGUGAGGGUAUAACACGUAAGGAAGAAAGUCCUACCUCUUUAAAUUGCCAACGUCGGAAUGUUAUUCAGGAAUUGGAAGACGAAAGACAUACGGGAAGUAUAGUGCCAUAUGAUGAAGGAAAUAUUGGCCAUGAAAAGAAUGAAGAUGUAGAUCUCGGAGGGGGAGGAGAUAAUGUUCAUGCUAAGGAAAGGCUAGAUGAUGAUAGUUAUUUCUACUCUUUGGAUAAAUUGGUGGCAGAUGUGUGUAGUAUCGGUUUGGGAGGGAGGGAUAAUGGAGAGACUGAAGUUGCAGAUACAGAAGCACGCUAUUUUGUUGUGGUUGAGAACUUGGAGAAGGAUAUAUCUCGUUCAACCAUUGUGGAAUUUGUAUUAGAAGAGACUGGUCUUGAAAUUGAAGCUUUUGUUUUCUUGAGUCUGUCUACAGAGCCAUAUACCAGAGGAGCCCUUGUGGUUGAUCGUGCUGAGGAUCUCGAGAGAUUGUGUAAUUUUAUGGUUAAACCAGACCAGAUGAUCACAUCAUCAAAGGGAAGGCCAUGGAUUGUGUCGGAUACUUCAACGACUGAAUCGGUGAGGCCUUCUUUUUGGUGUUUGGAACCAGAUCUCAAGGAUGAAAGGCAGCAGUCAGCUGGUGAUAGAUUGAGAGUUGUUCAGUCAGGAAGUGAGGAAUACAGCAAGGCAGAGAAGCUAAGGGAUUUAUAUCUGGCUUUCACUACCCAUCAACAGCAAUUGUCCAAAAGGCUGGCCUUGGAGGAGCAGCGCAUCCUGGAUGCCUAACACGAGUAUUGUGUAGAAUCUUACAAACUGAAUGCAGUAUCUAUGAUGGAAGCAUAGAUACCCUGUUCAUAUUAACUUAACCAAACUGUUCAGUAAUGUUUGUAUUCAAUGUUAUCACGGCCAGCAGUAUUCCGGAUAGCACUAUAGAAGUAGAGAUACACAGCCCAAGCCUUUAGUGAAUUAUGUGAGCUGCAUAGUACAUUAAAUCGAGCACUGUUUUACCUGAAGUUGUAGAUGUGCAUAUGGCGUUGUAAUGACUGAUUGAUUAUGCUAGUAGUUGUAUAUGUAUAUGCUUCGUUUAUCAGUGUUAUCUCUGAUGCUUCUCUUGCUUCUUUAAAGAUUUUUCUUCUGCAAAUACAAGAACAAACACUUUUGUUUACAAUA